AUGUCUGUGGAUGAUUUAUACGUUGAAGAUACUUCGAAACAGAAACUCAAAAGACACAAAUUUUCGUCAGAGCCAGCUUCAACUUCGCCAGUAUCCUCAUCUAAAACAACUACUUUGGGAUCAACUUCAGAAUCAACCUCAGUCUCAGCUGAGGCAGUAACUUCAAAGGAGGAGGCCUACCAUCCAACUACUGUGUCUCUCAAAAUAGAAGAAGUCACUGAUGAUCCGGAUGAGCUCAUUGACCUCAGGGGCGAGGGACGGUACUUUGGUGUGAGUGACCCGAAGAAAGAAGGUCCCAUCUGUGAUAAUUGCCAUAAGCGGGGUCACAAACGUGCCAACUGUAAAGUUGUUAUUUGUCACAAAUGUGGUAAAGUUGGCGAUCAUUAUGAAACGCAUUGUCCUACGACCUUGAUAUGUUUGAGGUGUGGUGAAAAGGGACAUUAUGUACUGGAGUGUAAGAGUAAGACUAGGAAACGACAAUAUUGUCGUACCUGUGAUACUUUUCAACAUGGUGAUGAAAACUGUCCCACCAUUUGGAGGUCUUAUAUCACAAAUCCACAGUCUAGGGCUAUGGAUGAACAAGGGGAGAGUUCUGUAUUGCCUGUAAUUUGUUGCUACAAUUGCGGAUCAAAAGUACAUUACGGAGAUGAGUGCCCCGAGCCUAGAUCGUCAAGGGUGCCAAAUUUGGGCUCAGCAUUUAGUGGAAACAAUCUACCUAAACGAUUGAGACCUUUGUAUUUCUUGGGUUUGAAAAGAGAUAGUGGCUACGAUGAGUACGAUCCGCUGAGAAGUAGACAUGAUUAUGGCACCUAUGAUUCGUAUGAAGCACAUAAAAGGCCAAGUAGGGGAUUCUAUUCUUCAAAUGGUGGAAACCUGAGCAGAACAAGUGGUAUGAACCUUGGUGGCCACAGCAUUAAUCAAGCUCCUUCACAUCAUAGCUCGGGAUAUUACAGCAACAGCAAUAACAACAAUAGAAAUUUCAGACCUAAUGGUCCUUCUUCAGUUAGACGCAACCCUGACUCUUUACCAACGCGUCCCCGUACUUCUGGUGGAGUUGAGAAUAGGAACUUUGGAGGUAAUUAUGCAAGAGAUUACAACAGUACGGACGAUCGACGGUCUGGCAGUCUGUUUCUGAAUGGAAGUCAUAGUUUCAAGGGCACGAAUCUGUUACCAAAAGGGCCAACACGGUCCGGCACGAUUAAAGGGAAAAAAGAUAUACUGCUGCUGUUGUUGCUGCUGCUGCUGGGAACAAUUUCCAAACCUACAAGGUCUGGGUUGAUUGAGGGUAGUAAGAAUAAGUCAAAGAAAAAUAAAGUAGUGUUUCCAAGAUACUAA
This is a messenger RNA of Lodderomyces elongisporus, 1335 nucleotides long. RefSeq names its product TRAMP complex RNA-binding subunit. Bases 1 to 1335 code for a protein of 444 amino acids. The record is from RefSeq and is a predicted model, not a curated record. NCBI's taxonomy places the organism in Eukaryota, Fungi, Ascomycota, Pichiomycetes, Serinales, Debaryomycetaceae. Gene Ontology annotation, molecular function: RNA binding; zinc ion binding. Gene Ontology annotation, biological process: nuclear polyadenylation-dependent snRNA catabolic process; nuclear polyadenylation-dependent CUT catabolic process; nuclear polyadenylation-dependent rRNA catabolic process. The transcript has a single exon. Gene Ontology annotation, cellular component: TRAMP complex.